AUGGCAUCUCCUAGACGCUCAUCGCCACCACCGCCGCCCACUCCGCCGUCCGCUUCGGCGGCGCCGGGCAUGUCCAGCCACGUGCCCCCCUCCUUCGGCCAGCCGGGCAUCCGGAUCAGCUACCGCCCCAAGCAGCUCCUCCUGGGCUCGACCGCCGCCGCCGCCGCCGCCGCCGCAGCCGCAUCCCAACCGCCGUCGCACCUCUGCCCCACGCUCACUGUCAGCGUGCCCCCCGCCUCGAUCCACCACAUCUUCAACCACCGCCAGUGGCGCGCGGGCAUGCUCAUGUCUGACGCUCUCGUCUCGGGCGCCUUUGACAUUGCCGGCAAGACCGUCCUCGAGCUCGGCGCGGGGACCGGCCUCCCCUCGAUCACGGCGGCGCUCCUCGGCACGCCCAAGCUCGUCGUCGCCUCCGACUACGAUGAGCCUGCCAUCGUCAGCGAGCUCAAGCGCAACGUCCGCGCAAACUCGCCCCAGCAGCCCCACAAUGGCUCCGCCAUCAAGGUGUGCGGCCACAUCUGGGGCAAAAACGUAGACGAGCUCCUCGACUGCCUGCCCACUCCGAGGCCGGCCCUCGGCGGCGGCGCGGCAGGUCUUGUCGGAUCCGGCCUGGCAGCCCCCAGGUUCGACGCCAUCCUCAUGGCCGACUGCCUGUGGGACCCGCUCUCGCACGCCGACCUCCUCAAGACGCUCACCUCGACCCUGGCGAGGACCGCAGAUGCCCGCGUCCACGUCAUCGCCGGCCUGCACACGGGCAGGGAAAAGAUCACUGGCUUCCUUCGGCGUGCGCACCGAGCGGGCCUCGGACUGGCACCCAUCGCACCGCCCUCGUCCCAACCCCUCUGGCCGUCGCUCGCGGCAUCGACUCCCGUUCCGAACGGUACCAAGGUCGAAGAUGAUGCCCUCGUCCACUCUGCAGAGAGGAUCCUGGAGCUCGAAGUGAGUGGCAACAAACCCGUCGCUUCCACCGAGGAGGAUGCGAGCGCAUCGGCCGACGUAGAGGUCGAGGAGCAUGCAGACGAGCCCCGGCUCACGGGCAACCGGCGGCUGUUCCUGGUCGACGGCUACGGCCCAGAGACCGAGGGCGACGUAAAGAUGAGGAACAAGUGGCUCACCGUGUGGAGUCUUCGAGUGUUCCGCUCGCCAUCGUGCAUCACGGCUUCCCGCUCUGGCGCAUCGCUGGCCCUCUUGAUCGCGCCGUUCGCAGACUCUGACGAGCCGCCACCUUGCUACCUUUUGCCGUCUCCACCUCAGCAGCGGUCGGCUUCGGGAUCUGAACCGGCCAUGCCGGCGACCAUGUCGACGCUGCUCCUGAUGACUGGGCUAGCGGGCCGUCGCUUUGGUGGCAGCCACGCCAGGAUGCUGACCGGCUGGGCGAGGCGCUGCGUCUCGACUGGCAGCCGAGCCCGCUCGGCCUUGCCCGCGGCCACUGUCAAUGCGCUUCGGCAUGCUGGCAGCCGGCAUCCGACUCUGAGCCAGGUCGCACGGCAGCCUCGGCCGCACACUCUGGCGCGCUUCAACAGCACCUCGUCGCCGCAAAGCCCAAAGACGCCCGCAAAUGCCAAGGUUGAAGAUCCGAGCAAUGCUCUGGCGCACUACCAGGGACCCUUGGCCGGCACCUUUACGCGGUUGAAGCUGUUUUCGCUGGGAUCGCUGGCGCUGGCGGGCACGCUGACGCCCAUCCUGCUCCUGGCGCCGGGCGAGGUGUCGAUGGCGGGGCGAAUCGGCCUGUGCCUGACGGCGCUGUCGACGUCUGGGGUCUCUACGGCGCUGAUCGCCUGGAUCGGCCAGCCGUACGCUGGACGGAUGCAGCUGCUGGCGGGUGACAAGGGGGCCAGCCCCAGGAUCCGGAUCGAGACGGUGAGCUGGACGCUGCGGCCGCAGGUGACGACGGUUUUCGAGCCUGGCUUCCUGCGCGCCACGUCGCGGCCGUUUGCGACGUGGGAGAUUACCAACUCGCCACCACCGCUGGCCCUCGAGGGCUCGGAUGCAGAUGCGGGGAGCGAGGCGGCGGCGGCGGCGGCGGCGGCGGCGGUGACAAAGGUCGUCUCGGAGACGGUGGAUGUCAAGACGGGCAAGGUUGUGGGUCGGUGGGUGGUCAAGUACGAUGCGUCGACGCGGACAAAGGCCGGCGAUGGGUGGAAGAUGGAGGGGCGGUGCGAGGUCGAGGGCAAGCCGUCGCGCUACUUUAACGUGCACGAGGAGCUCCUCGACGACGAGUGGCGAGUGCUGGGAUGA
Molecule: messenger RNA, 2238 nt
Organism: Pseudozyma flocculosa PF-1
Lineage: Eukaryota; Fungi; Basidiomycota; Ustilaginomycetes; Ustilaginales; Ustilaginaceae
Exons: 2
Coding region: 1-2238 (745 amino acids)
Biological process (GO): peptidyl-lysine dimethylation
Molecular function (GO): protein-lysine N-methyltransferase activity
Source: RefSeq, a predicted model, not a curated record